Drosophila bipectinata is the source of this 4922-nucleotide messenger RNA. NCBI's taxonomy places the organism in Eukaryota, Metazoa, Arthropoda, Insecta, Diptera, Drosophilidae. The record is from RefSeq and is a predicted model, not a curated record.
CGCCAGGUAAACGCCAUACUUCUAGGAGCAUUUUUCGGGCGAGUUUACAAUUUGCAGAUAAAUUUGAAGAAAACGCGGAAAGAACGUGCAUUCGCGGCUUUAAAAACGAAUCGCCAUCGCGGGGGCUUUAUGUGAUUACCACGUGCAAUAUCAACUACACGUACAUCAAUCUGAAUUGCCUAAUUUCCAGAAAAAGCCAUGCACAUUUAGGGGCGAGAAAAAAUUGCCAAGUGUGGUGGAAAUCGUGUUCUACGCAUUGUACGCCGUAUCAGCUGAAGAAGAAACACGUAAAGACAAGGCGCGCAAACAAAACAAAGCGCUCAUAAACUAUGAGAUUAUAGAAUCCCUGGCCGGAUUCUGUUGAUUCUCCUGAAUCUACCAACUCCGACAGCAAUGGACAAGCGAUUUAAGAGGCCGCUAAACCAGAAGGCCAACUACUCGGAUCCACCCUACCACCAUAAUGCGUCGCGUGGCUACCAAAAACACUCUCAUCCACACGGGCAUCCACACUCCCAUCCACACUCUCAUCCGCACUUGCAUCCGCAUCCAAACAAAACAAGCUGGCGCAACCUGCAACAUGGUCACAGCUAUCAAAAGGGUGCCUCCGCCGUGGGACCCAAUAGCUACUAUAAGCCGCCUCCGCCACAGCAUGUUCAGGCCAGAAACUUGGGCGGGGGGGCUAUGGCGCCGCCGUCGUCGGGCGGAAAUACAAGCUCCGAUGUAGUCACCUUGAUUGUGGAGAACAAUAACCUCAAGCGGAUGAUUGUCCUUCACCUGAACCUGAUGCAGGAGCACACAGACGGCUUGGCGGCCAAAGAUAAGGAGAUAGAUGACCAGAACGCCAAGCUGGCAGUCAUUCUUUCACAGAAUCAGGAACUAAAACUGGCUAAUGCCAAGUUGGAGGCAACAGUCGAAGAUUUGCGUAGACAGCUUCGGAGAAAGAACAAGCGGCCGCAUGACGACGACGAUGAUGAUGAUCACUCACUGCCCCCAACUGCAUCACAGCGCCAGCAGAUUCUCUGCAAUGCGGGAACUCAAACUGAGGUGCAGGAGGUCUACAAUAGGAUACAUCCUGUUGAACCAUUCCCCGCGCAUCUAUCACAGGCGAAGAUUCAACCCAGGAUGCAGAUGCAAAAGGAGCAGCUACACGAAGAGCGGCUUUCCCACGUAAAACCGGGCCCCAAGGCUCCUUCCAUUGCGACAGCGGCCAGACCAUUGGAAAGCAAAGUUCGAGGAGAAUUUAAUGGCAAGAAAGUUAGCACCAUGAUCCUGAAUCGUGUGAAUCAAGACUCCAGUUUGACGUCUGCCGAGCAUCGAAUUCAGGAGGAAAAUGAUCCCAAAGAGGAGGAGGAAACGCUACAGCAAAAGUUGGAAGACAUCCGAUUACAGCUGGAGGAGGAAGAGGAGCAGCAGAAGCUUGUGGAAGAACAGCUGCACCAGGAUCACGAAGUGAUCUCACAAGAUGAUAUAAUCUACGAUGCUUUGGAGCCCAACGAAAUCGAAGUGGCAACGGAGACCAUUGUGGGUGUGGAGGAAGAAAUCAUUACAGAUGCCAACGGCCAUAUGGAUGAGGAGAAUGAGGAUGAUUCCGACGAGGACUCUUCGGACGAGGAGGACGACGGUGAAGAUAACGAAGAUGGUGAUACAGAUGAUUCUGAUGAGACAGAGGAGGAGGAGGAACCGCAAUUGGAAAAUAAUUUAGACGAUUUCUGGAACAAUCAGAUGAAUUCUAUGGAUGUGGAAGAGGCGGAAGAAAAGACGAUAGCACCGUCCGGUCAUUCCACACCUAAUCAUCAGCCGGCAUUGGCGGAGGAAGAGCUCGAAAGAAGUACGGGAUCGGAUAGGUGUCCAGAUCAGGAGGAGGAAGAACAAGUCGAUCAGGAAGGAGUUGUUGAACAAAUGGAGGUGGAUUCGAUCGAGGUUGUGACGGAAGAAGUUGUCAUUGAUAAUCAAACCACUAUGGAAAUCGAAGUUCACUCCGAGAAAAUGGUGUCGAUUAGUAGACAUCUUCAACUGCGCGAGCAUGUGACAUCUAAGGUUGAAAAGAACGAUAGCAAUAUACAUAAGGAUGGAAAGGAGCAUGCAAAGACAAUUGCAGAGGACAAACAGAGUCCAUUAAAAGAUGAAAAGAAAAUCCGGGAGAUAUCCACGGAUGAAAAACAGCAUCGGAGUCCCCUGAAAGUUGAAAAGAAAAUCAGGGAUAUAUCCUCGGAUGGGAAACAACCUGGAGGGACAAGAGAUAAAAUGGCGAUGCGGGAUUCAUCUAAGGAUGGAGACUUGAUUCGAAAGAUACCCAAUGAUGAAGGGCACGUUUUGGAGACAUCUGAGACAGAGAAGCACAUUAUUCCGAUGUCCACGCCUGAAUAUCAAAAUCGGGAUGAGAAACUGACUCAAUCGCGGGUAUCCAAAGAUCAAAAAUCCCAGCAUGGACCUCAGAGCAUUGAAGAGAAAAUGGACUUGAGCAAGGAACAGAAAAAGGAUACCGUAACCCCCAAGGAUUUGCCGAAGGCCAUAGCACCCAAGGCGGAGAUCCAUUCUAAUCCACCUUCUAGUGAAACAAACCUGCCCAAGGCAAACUCGGUUGCCGUGUCGCCCACACCCAAGGUCAUUGGAGCCUCUGUGCAACAGAGUGCUUCUCCAGCUAAAUCUUUGGCCAAUCACCAAACCAAUAAAGCUGCAAAAGCUGAACCAGUGAAAAAGCAACGCUUGCAGGUGAAAAUUCGACAGCACGACAUGUUCAAUGACAAGAAAAUAAGUUCAACCGCUUCAUCCACUUCAACACGAGAUCAGAAAAAGGAGAAGGAGCCCGAGAUAAAUGUCAAUUCCACGGUAAAGAAUUUGCGUGAUCUUGACAGCUCCCCGAUGCCCAAGUCGGAACCUGAGGAUGAUGAAACUCUGGAAGAACGAAUGCGUCGAAAGCUUCAAGAACACCUUCAGAAAGAACAGCGUCGCCAGAGCCAGCAGCCGCAAGUGCUUCUGAAAAAGCCCAGCAAAGAGAGUCCAACCACUCAUCUGAUUUAUCCACCCAUUGGACCCACAUCAGCAGCUGGUUCAGCGACUACUGUAACUCCCGCGACUACGCCAACUACGACGCCCUCCUCUACGCCAGUUUCCACGCCCCACCCUACUCCCGCUUCCUCGCAAGAAAGUUCAAGGAGCAGUACGAGAUCAAAGCAAGAUAAGAUAUCCCUGCCACUGACUCCACAAUCGAUGAGUAGUGUAAGCAGCAGCAGUAGUAGUUCCAUCACCAGGCCAACAAAAGUCGUAAACAAUUGUGCACCACACACUUACAGUAAAGCUCCAACGAGAUCGAAGAAGUCCAAGUCCCUAUAUCGCACUGCCACAUAUCCGUACACGACACGAUCGUGGGAGGAUCAAGAGUUCCAUUGCGAUAACGAGUUCUUCCUGGAGGAGGCAGACGAACUGCUGGCGGACAAUCCCAGCUUAGAAAUCCCCAAGUGGCGCGAUGAUCCCGUACCACCCAGCUCUGAUAAGAAGGGUAUUGAACCUUUGAGCGAUGCGGAUUUCAUUCGGCGACAUGAAAAGUGUGUUAAGGAUGAAAUUGAAAGGAAGCGACGUGAUGCACGGUGUCUUAGGGAUUUGAUAAGAAGCGAGGCACUUCGGAGUCGACGAAACCAGGACGAGGUUCUGGUAACUCUGGAUCCGCUGCCUACGUCCACAUUUUAUCCCCUUCCCGAGGAUAUCGAGGCAAUACAGUUUGUCUCCGAAGUGCCGGUCCAGGCCUUCGGUGAAAACAUGGUUAACGUAGAGGCGCGUGACGACUUUAGCUUACCCUGGCUGGAUGCGGUUCAAGCUCAGACCUCCAUUGGCAAGGCCAAGGCGCUGGCAGUUCCUGUAGCCACUUUGGCAAGCAAAAAACUACCUACCAAUCCAAAGGAGGCCAGGCACCAGGAGAUGAACUCCUCAUAUGUCUACCUUAAGAGGCGCAAGCGCCAGAGACGACGUUAGCCAGGAUCGAUAGUCAAAUCCAUUUCCAGGGGGAAAAGCUACGGGAGCUGAGACGGAGACCAUGCUGAUUAUUGUCUAUUACUUCUUUUACUUUAGUUCUCACUUAAGCAUGUGUUUUGCUUAGUUAUUUUGUAAGAUACAAGUUAAAAGUAACCAAUCCUAAAGUCCUGUAAUCCAGACCAGACGAUUUUUAUUGUACAUAGAGCGCCGCAAUUGUCAUUUAUUCAGUUUAGUAAUUAUUUCGAGUUAUUUUAUUCGACAACUGGAAUAUCUGUUAUUCAAUUGUGUAAAUUAAAUAUUUUAAAACUUUUUAUUUUUUUUAUGAAACUUCCUAGGUGUUAUUUUUUAUGUAAUUCAAAUCCUUUAUCGUCUUGUCUGGAAAUCUUUAGACUAAGUUACCAGCUUGCAAUCCGUUGAAAUUCUAAAGAGUUUCCUUCUAGCGUGUACGUAGUCUCACAAACGAUCUAUUCUCUACCUAGUACUAACAAGUCGCUAAGUUCAGAUAACACAUCUCAGCUUUAUCACAUACGAAGAGGAUACAAGUUCUAUGGGCUGUUUUUUUUUUGGCCAAAAAGAAAAUCUGAGACUUUCAAAAUUUACAACCUUUUUUUUUACUAGAUCGUACUGCAAUUUUUUUUUCUAUUUAUACCCUAUGUUAUGGAAGACGAUGAUCUCUAGGGCAGACCAGGGAGUGUGUUGCAAAGAGUUACUCAGGUAUAUCUCUGAUCAUUUUUUUUUCCAUGGUUUGAUUGUGUAUAAAUUGUGUGUGAGUUGUUUGGUUCUGCAUAGAGUCAUCGGUUUUAGGCUUAUGUAUUGUUUAAUUUUAUUAACUUUCUUUACUUGUUUCAUUUUGUACCAAAAACCCAAAAGUCGAUAAAACACAAACACAUGAUAUAAAAAAUAAAUAAACUUGAUUUCAAAGCCGUAAAACAUGUUUUACGUAUAAAUAUUUA